This is a messenger RNA of Neurospora tetrasperma FGSC 2508, 993 nucleotides long. RefSeq lists its product as uncharacterized. The record is from RefSeq and is a predicted model, not a curated record. The transcript has 4 exons. NCBI's taxonomy places the organism in Eukaryota, Fungi, Ascomycota, Sordariomycetes, Sordariales, Sordariaceae. Bases 1 to 993 code for a protein of 330 amino acids.
AUGACGGACGGGUGUCGGUGUCGGUCAAACCGCGUGCCUGCCUUGCCCUGCCCUGCCCUGCCCUACGGCUCCAUUCCUUUCGUUGACCUCUCUAGUUUGGUGUUCGUCUCAUCGUCUUUAUCCUGUGUCUCUACCGGAGAAGUAGACCGAGUAUUCUCCUUCCCCGACUUCCACUGCUUCGCCUCCAACCAAACCGGCAACACCGUCUUCCUCCUCCUCGCCGCCGCCCUCCCCGAAUUCAACCCUUCCAUGUUCAUCACCGCCAACAUCGCCACCUCCCUCGGCUUCUUCUUGGGGAGCGCCUACCUCACCGGCCAAUUAGGCCACCUGAUCGGUCCCCGCCGGCGUCUCUGGCUUCUAGUCACCAACACCAUCCAAACCACUCUCGUCUUCAUCGCCGCCGCCCUUCAGUUUGGUAACUACCACACCAACACCCCUGGAAAACUCCUCUUCGAGUCAGGCAGCAUCGAUACCAUGGAGGCCGUUACGGGCACGAGAACCCUAGUGUGUAUUGCCCUCUUGGCGUCCGCGGCGGGGAGUCAGGUGGUUCUGUCAAGAAGUCUGAACAUGACGGAGAUUAGCACCGCUAUGGCGACGGCGGCGUGGGUGGAUUUGGUUAUUGAUAAGCGCUUGAUGAGCAGGCCGCUGAAGGAGAAUAGGGGGAGGAAUAGACGGGUUGCGUUUUUGGUGAGUUUGGCGGUGGGCAGUUUGGUUGGAGCGUGUAUUUAUCGGUGGGUGGGGAGUGCGGUUGCGGUGACGGUCAGUGGAGGGGGGAAGGCGGUGGUGGGUGGGAUGUUUUUGUUUUCGAGGGGGGAGGGGAAGGAAAAGGUGGGGGAUGUUGAGGGUGGAAAGUUCCUGAGUGAUGCCUGUGGUGAUGAGAAAAAGAGUGGCAAAGAAUGUGUGGAUGGGAAGGAGGCAGAGGGGGGUGGGAGUGGGAGUGAUUCGGAGGCUGAGAUGGGUCCGGCCAGUGGAAGGGCGGAUGGAAAUGUAUAA